UCUCCAAAGUAGGGGUGUCCACCCCAGACAACUGCAUAAUCAAGUAAUGUAUGGGGUCGGUGUUGUUUGAGGACAUAGCUGUGGAUUUCACCCCAAAGGAGUGGGAGCUGCUGGACUCUGCGCAGAGGCACCUGUACAGGGACGUGAUGCUGGAGAACUACAGUCACCUGGUAUCCCUGGGGCACUGUGUUACCAAACCUGAGCUGAUAUUCAAGUUGGAGCAAGGAGAAGAAGCGUGGAUCUUAAAGAGCGAACUCCCAAGUCAGCGCCACCCAGAAGUCCAGAAAGGCAAUAACGUGAAAGAGAGGAGCCAAGACAAUGAAGAUAAACAUGCAAGACAAACUUUAUUCAUCAACAACAAAACAUUGAUGAAGGAGAGAAGUAAGGCCUUAGGAGAAGCAUUUAAUAUGGCCACAAAUCCAGUGCCUUCAAGAAAGAUAUCCCAUAAAUGUGACUCAUUUGGAACAAGCUUGAAAAGUGUUUCAGAACUAAUUAUUUGUAAUAGAAGCCAUGUAAUAAAAAAGUGUGGUGAUUUCAAUGGAUGUAGAUUCCUUGAUACUACGCAUGAGAAAAUUCAUACAGGGGACAUGUCCUGUGAAAAUGAUCAAAAGAAGAAAUCCCACUGUCAUAAUGAUGACUUUAUUCAACACCAGAAGAAUUCAGAUUUGCAGCUGCUUCUUGAAUAUAAUAAUUGUAGGAAAGCCUUUCAUAAAAAAACAGCCUAUGUUACAUAUAUGAGAACUCACACAGGAGAGAAACCCUUUGAAGGUAAUGAUUACAGAAGAGCCUUCAUGCAAAAGUUAAAGUUUAAUGCUUGUCUGAGAACCCUUAGGGAAAGGAAGUUACAUGAAUCCAGUAAAAAUGGGAAGUCCUCAUGCAUGAAGUCAAAACAUGCACACCAGAGAACUCGCAUAGGGGAGAAACACUUUGAGUGUAAUGAAUUGGGGAAAUCCCAUAGCAAGAAGUCAAACCUUACUCAACAUCAGAGAAUGCACACAGGAGGAAAACCUGAUGAGUAUAAUGAAAGUAAAGAAGCCUUGCCGAAGUCAUUCCACACUCAAAAUGAGAGAACUCACACAGGAGAGAAAAUCUGUGACUGUAAUAAAUGUGGGAAACCCUUCCAUGAAAAGUCAUGCCUUACUCAAUAUCAGAAAAUUCACACAAUAGAAAAACCCAAUGAGAGUGAAAAAGCAAUAAAGAAGUCACACCUCACUCAAAGUCAGAGAGUUAACACAAGAGAGAAAAGCUCUGAAGGUGGUAAAUGUGAGAAAGCUUCCUGCGAGAAGUCAAAACUUGCUCAACAUCAGAGAAUGCACUUGGGGAAAAGAACAGAUGAGUGCAAUGAAAAGAGGAGGAUCUUAAGUAAGAAGUCACACCUCACUCAAAAUCAGCGAGUUCACAAAGGAAAGAACACCUAUGACAGUAAUAAAUGUGGAAAAAGCUUCCAUAAGAAAACAGAACUUACUCAACCUCAGAGUACACACACAGGGAAAAAACCCUACGAAUGUAACGAAUGUGGAAAAUCCUUCUUUGUGAAGUCCAACCUCACUGAACAUCAGAGAACUCACACAGGAGAAAAACCAUAUGACUGUAACAAAUGUGGAAAAUCCUUCUGCCAGAAGUCAGCCCUCACAGUGCAUCAGAGAACUCACACAGGAGAGAAACCGUAUAAAUGUAAUGAAUGUGGGAAAACCUUUUGCGUGAAGUCAAACCUUACUCAACAUCAAAGAACCCACACGGGAGAGAAACCCUAUAAAUGUAAUGAAUGCUGGAGAUCUUUCUGUGUGAAAUCCAACCUUGUUGUGCAUCAGAGAACUCAUACAGGAGAGAAACCCUACAAAUGUGCGGAAUGUGGGAAAACUUUCUAUGAAAAGUCAGCACUCACAAAACACCAGAGGAUUCACACAGGUGAAAAACCCUAUGAAUGUGAUGAAUGUAGAAAAACCUUCAGCCAGAGGUCAGCCCUCACCAAACAUCAAAGAAAAACACACAAGAAGAAAACUCCCAUCAACACUCUCUCCGUGCAGAAGCCUGCAUCUCCAAGUCAGACUCUUUGAACAUCAGAAAAAUUGCAGAGCAGAAACGCUAAGAUGUCAACCCUUGUAGGACAGUCUUUAUCAAUAGGUCAUAGCUAAUUGGAAUUAGCAGAUUAAUACAGGAGUGAAACCCUAUGAAUGCUUUGAAUGCGUGAAAGCUUUCAACAAGUAUUCAAAGAUAUUGAGGGGGAGUAUGUCAUUUUAAGGAAUAUGGAUUAAAGUGUUCUUGUAGAAAUAUUGUUUAACUAGAAGUCAUAUGUCAGAUGUGACACCAAACUUAUUACAGAAAAGGUAACAAAAUAUUUUGUUCUUAAUAGAAUGUGAAAUGUGGAGCUUUUGUAAAAGCAUGAAUAAUUUAUGUCAUUGACACAACAGUAUUAAAGAUAUAUGUGAAAAGUCAGAGGCAUACUGGACUACAUAUAGGUGUGUAGUAUAUGAUUGUGCUAUAUAACAUAAAUAAUGUGUAUGUUGGAUUUGCAUAUGGGAACCCACCACUGUCUCUGCAUCUCAACAAUAAGUGAAAAUUGAGCAAUCAACCUGUGGUGCAACAAUCCCACUUCUAGACACAUACCCUAAAACAAUAGUUCUCAAGUGGACAUCCUAAAAGGUAUUUGAAAAUAUCGGGAUAGUUUGGUUGUCACUAUGACUGAGGGUACUACUAGCCUUUAGUAGGUCAGAGGACUAAAAAUGCUAAACACCCUGAAACGUGUCAGUGAAAGGACAGGAUGAAGAGGCUCAUCCAGAAUGCCAUUUACUCCCUCACAGAAAAACACUGCCCUAGGAAAAAUUGCACAUCUGUCACCACACAUUACAAGAAUGUUCAUUGCAAUGCUUUAUGUAAUAUUUUUUAAAAAACAAAAAGCAACAAAUGUCCAUUAAUGAUAGACUAGAUAAAUAAAUGUUGGUAUGGUCAUACAGUGGGAAUAAUAUAUACCAAUAAAAAGGAGUGACCUCAGUUAAACACAUCAAGAUUAUAUCUUAAAACAAUAAUGUUGAAUUAAAAAAUAUAGAUACCAUGUUAUUGCAGUUAUGUAAAGUUUAAAAACAGAAUUCAGCAGUACAUUGUUUAGGGUAUACAUAAUAGGUAAAACUACAAAGGAAAACAAGUGGAUGAUUAACACAAAAUCGAGGAUAGCAAUUACAUUUGUGGAAGAAGAA
This is a messenger RNA of Rhinolophus ferrumequinum (greater horseshoe bat), 3194 nucleotides long. It is a transcript of the gene ZNF334, whose product is annotated as zinc finger protein 334. NCBI's taxonomy places the organism in Eukaryota, Metazoa, Chordata, Mammalia, Chiroptera, Rhinolophidae. The record is from RefSeq and is a predicted model, not a curated record. Gene Ontology annotation, biological process: negative regulation of transcription by RNA polymerase II. Gene Ontology annotation, molecular function: DNA-binding transcription repressor activity, RNA polymerase II-specific. The coding region runs from base 51 to 2057 and encodes 668 amino acids. The transcript is spliced from 4 exons.